GACCCCGUAUCAAUUGAGGCGUGCACUAGUGGGAGGCGCUGCCUUGACGACUCUGACUGUUCUCGCAGCCUUCGCUUUUUACUUGGUCCAGCGCCACAACUGCGGCCGGUUUGCUUGUUUGUUUUUUGGGAGAAGCUUUUCCAUCAAUGAGUUUCCCACUCAUGGGCUCCACACACACAAAGUAGUGUAUUUUGCCGGCGUGUACGUGUUUGCGGUUCCUGUUUUUUUUGUUUUCGGCGGUGUGCGCCUUUGCACCGCGCUGCCGGUUACUGUUGUAAUGCACGCUAUUCCCGCAAAAACCCGGUCUGGGGGGAUCUUGGGGCCGAUUGGCUGCUUUGGCAAAUUCUCGUUCCUCGAUUCCUGCGGGGCGUGCUCCUUGUGGGGUCAGGGCCGCAGCUGGAAGGCGUUGCCUCGGCGGCGGUGUGUGCUGGAUUUUACUUCUUCCUUUGCGGCAACGGCACUUUUCAUUUUUAUUGGGGGAUGGCCCGACCACCGUCUGGCGCCGCGACACGCCAGUUCGCAAAAAACGCCUCGUCGAAGGGGCCAGUUGCCGGCGGUGUGCCCGAGGCACAGCCCAAUGGGAGGGCGCGAAGAAGGCACGCGAAGGAAUUGGUGGGCCGUGCCGUGGAGUGAGGACGUGCCUUUGCGAUGGGCCCACACCGCACAUUUGUCUUUGCGUGUGUCAGUCUCUCUGCUGGGUGGUUCCUUGUGCUCGGUGCACCGUGAAAUGGAGUGGCUUCGGCAGCUGUGCCGGAAGACCGUUCGAUGA
Trypanosoma conorhini is the source of this 769-nucleotide messenger RNA. RefSeq lists its product as uncharacterized. The record is from RefSeq and is a predicted model, not a curated record. NCBI's taxonomy places the organism in Eukaryota, Euglenozoa, Kinetoplastea, Trypanosomatida, Trypanosomatidae. The annotation marks the transcript as partial. The transcript has a single exon.